AUGGACCCCUUCCUGAUCGAACUCACGAACCAACUUUCGAUCCUUUUAAAGACACUCUGGUUGAGAUUCAACACUCAAUCGUUCAAGUUAUUCUGGACUGAGAAGAUGCGUUUGGUUUGGAGCACCUUCGUGUUCGGAGUGUCUGUCCUUGUGGCUAGCUCUCAAGCUCAAGCCCAAUGCCCUGAUUACACCAGUUACUCGCAAACUCCUCAUGACCCGCGCUCAAGUGGAGUGCUGUCCUUGCCCUACAUGAGGCCUGCACCGGCGUGUCGCACGUUCAACAGUAGUGCAGUCGAAAAAGUUAUCACAGAUAUGAAGUCCUUGCUGAAGGAUCCUGACUUGGCAAGGUUGUUUGAGAACACAUUUCCCAACACACUUGACACGACUGUAAAAUAUUACAACAAGGCGGAGAAUCUCGCGUUUAUUAUUACUGGGGAUAUAACUGCACAAUGGCUUCGCGACACCGCCAAUCAGUUUGCCCACUAUCACUCAUUGCUAGGUGUUGACUCUGAAUUGGCCGCCCUCGUUAAAGCAGUUAUCAAUAAUGAAGCGCGCUAUGUGGCCGAAUAUCCUUACUGUGGUGCAUUCCAGCCGCCCCCAGAGAGUGGCCUCGUGCCUACCGUUAACGAUUGGGCUACAGGUGUCACCGUUAAUCCACCGGUCAACAAUCAGACCGUGUUCGAGUGCAAGUAUGAACUCGAUUCUCUUUGCGGAUUCCUCAAGCUUUCCAGGUCGUACUAUCAAGCGACAAAGGACACUUCUUUCAUGAACAAGAACUGGAGAGCGGCCAUUGACCAGAUCUUCCGCGUAAUUAACGAGCAAUCUCAAUCCUCUUUCGACGAAAAUUUCAACUUUAUCUCGUAUUACAAUUGGACUGGUGGAGCUGGUGCGCUGUCUCCAAGGGUCAACAACCGAGGCAAUGGCGAACCCAAAGCGUAUACUGGGCUUGUUGGGACACACCAUCGGCCGUCAGACGACCUGAGUAUUUUCGCAUUUCUGACGCCCGCCAACGCCAUGUUGAGCGUGGAAUUGACCCAUCUUGCGGAAAUUCUUGACGACACAAAGCAGCUUCAAAAUGUCAGCCAGUCAGCCAAACAGUGGAGCGCAAGAAUUCGCGACGCGAUCUAUAAAACCACUGUCAUGGACAACAUCUUUGCAUACGAGACGAAUGGAUUAGGCAGUCGAUAUGUCAUGGACGACGCCAAUGUUCCGUCCUUACUUUCGCUCCCUUAUCUAGGGUUCCUUGACAAGCACCAUCCGGCGUAUGUGGCAACCCGAAAGCUACUUUUGUCUCGCAAGAAUCCUUAUUACGCGGCCGGCAAGACCUUUAACGGUGUUGGAGGACCACACGUUGACCCAUGGCAUCCUUGGCCCAUGUCACACAUUUCAGCGAUUUUCGGAUCGGACAAUGACCAAGAGAUCCUCCUGUCUCUCUACAUUAUUGCUAAUAAUACCAAUGGUCUAGGUUUGAUCCAUGAGUCCCAGUCUAUAUAUGAUCCUACCUCGUAUACCCGCAGUUGGUUUGCGUGGGCCAAUAGUUACUUCGCGGAGAUGAUACUGGAUCUUGCCGACAGAAAACCGGGCCUUAUCUUGAAAAGUAAUAAUAGUUACAAACCGGGCCAAUGA
Molecule: messenger RNA, 1626 nt
Organism: Cyclocybe aegerita
Lineage: Eukaryota; Fungi; Basidiomycota; Agaricomycetes; Agaricales; Hemipholiotaceae
Source: the annotation of a GenBank genome assembly